CCCAAAUUUCCAGGUUUGCUGUGUGUGACCUGCACGGACAUGGCGGUGCUGGCCGGGAACAGCUCCGAGAGCUGCUACAGCAAAUACGGCUCCGUGUCCCUCAAGGGCAAAUUCUGCCACGAAAUGGCUCUGAGGAUUGUCCUUCACGCUCUGGAUCUCAGAGCCAACUGUUACCAGCGCUUUGUUCUCCCCCUGCUCUCGCUCAGCGCCGAUUUCUACGUCCGCGUCUUCGUCAGGGUCUUCACGGGCCAGGCCAAGGUCAAAGCCUCGGCCAGCAAACAGGCGCUGGUGUUUCACUGCGUGGGCUGCGGCUCGCACCACCUGCAGCGGCUGGGCAGGGCCACCAGCCACGGCAGCGGGUUCAAGUUCAGCGCAGCCACGGGGCCGCCCGUGGGUCCCUCCUGCGAGUUCUGCCAGCAGCGACACCAGGUGGGGGGCCCGGUGUGGGCAGAGCCCCUGCACGACCCCCCCUUCGUGGGGAGGCUCCUGGAGGCGCUGGAGAGGAGCCCCGGGCGCUUCCGGACAGAGCCGCGGAUGAGAGGGGUCCUGAGCGUCAUUGGGGAGGAGCUGAGCGAUGUCCCCCUGUAUUACACCCUGGACGGGCUGAGCAGCACCAUCCACAGCAACACCCCCUCCCUGCUGCAGCUCAGGUCAGCGCUGCUGCACGCCGGGUUCCGCGUCUCGCUGUCCCACGCCUGCCGCAACGCCGUCAAGACGGACGCGCCGCCCGCCGCGCUCUGGGACAUCAUGCGCUGCUGGGCCAAGCUCCACCCGGUGAAGCUCGAGCGGCUCCCGGAUUCCAGCCCGGCCGCCCGGAUCCUCUCGGUGGAGCCCACGCUCCAGGCUUCCUUCGCCCUCCACGAGGACGCCAACCCCAGCUCCCGCAAGCGCGGCUUGAAGAGGUUCCCCGAGAACCCCGAAGCUUUUUGGGGUCCCAAAGCCAGGGCCAAGGCAGGGGGGGGCGUCGCCCCCUCCCUGCAGGAGAAGCGGGAGCGGCUCCAGAACAAGCGGGGGCAGCGCCAGGACGGGGCCGGGCUCAAACAAUUCCCCUGCAAACGCUUCAAGGAGGGCUGCUGUCCCCAGGGCGAGCGCUGCCGUUACUCCCACGAGACCCCCCCGGCUGCCCCAAUUAAAGCUCGGCCAAUCAGAAACCUCGGGGGGGCUUUAAUGAACUUUCACCGGGGGUGGGGGGUGGGCUCGGGAAGCCCCCAGACCCCCCGGGGAAGCCCCCAGACCCUCCUGGGACCCCCGUAACGCACGGAGGCCAGGAAGGUGCGGAUCUCCAUCGGCUCCAGCCGCACGCGCCGCGGGUCCAGCCGGGGCGCCC
Molecule: messenger RNA, 1327 nt
Organism: Poecile atricapillus (Black-capped chickadee)
Lineage: Eukaryota; Metazoa; Chordata; Aves; Passeriformes; Paridae
Gene: TRMT1
Product: tRNA methyltransferase 1
Exons: 11
Coding region: 40-1254 (404 amino acids)
Biological process (GO): tRNA N2-guanine methylation
Cellular component (GO): nucleus
Molecular function (GO): RNA binding; metal ion binding
Source: RefSeq, a predicted model, not a curated record